This is a messenger RNA of Setaria italica (foxtail millet), 1144 nucleotides long. RefSeq names its product 1-Cys peroxiredoxin PER1. The coding region runs from base 182 to 847 and encodes 221 amino acids. The record is from RefSeq and is a predicted model, not a curated record. Gene Ontology annotation, cellular component: mitochondrion; cytosol. Gene Ontology annotation, biological process: cellular oxidant detoxification; cell redox homeostasis. The transcript is spliced from 2 exons. Lineage: Eukaryota; Viridiplantae; Streptophyta; Magnoliopsida; Poales; Poaceae. Gene Ontology annotation, molecular function: peroxiredoxin activity.
CCAUGCACUUCGCCUCGGUGCCACUUCUCCACCGAGCCCGUCAUCGACCUCUCCUACAAAUGCGGCCAGUGCCGCCCUGCUUGGAAUUGGAGGCAAGCUUUGUAGCUGUAGCUUUGUGUGGCCAGUGGUAGCAGGCAAGCAGCGCGCCUCGAAGCAUCGAUCGUCUCGUCCGUCCACCACCAUGCCGGGCCUUACCAUCGGCGACACCGUCCCCAACCUGGAGCUGGACUCCACCCAUGGCCGAAUCCGCAUCCACGACUUCAUCGGCGACGGCUACGUCAUCAUCUUCUCCCAUCCCGCUGACUUCACCCCGGUGUGCACGACGGAGAUGGCGGCGAUGGCGGGGUACGCGCAGGAGUUCAAGAAGCGUGGCGUGAAGCUGCUGGGCAUCUCCUGCGACGACGUGGCGUCCCACAAGGAGUGGAUCAAGGACAUCGAGGCCUACAAGCCGGGGACGAACCUGACGUACCCGAUCCUGGCGGACCCUGACCGGUCGGCGAUCAAGCAGCUCAACAUGGUGGACCCGGACGAGAAGGACGCGCAGGGGGUGAACCUCCCUUCCCGCACGCUCCACAUCGUCGGGCCCGACCGGACGGUGAAGCUGAGCUUCCUGUACCCGGCGUGCACGGGGCGGAACAUGGACGAGGUGCUCCGGGCAGUGGACUCGCUGCUCACGGCGGCAAGGCACAAGGGGAAGGUGGCCACACCCGCCAACUGGAAGCCCGGCGACCGCGUCGUCAUCGGGCCCAGCGUCUCCGACGAGGAGGCCAGGAAGCUGUUCCCCGACGGGUUCGAGACCGCAGACCUGCCAUCCAAGAAGGGGUACCUCCGCUUCACCAAGGUCUAGGCGACAAGGCCCGUCGCCGCCGUCCAGCAGGACGGACGGACGGUGCUGCGCGCAGUUUAGGCUGGUUCGGUGGCCGUCUCUUGCUCGGCCGGCGUCUCUUGCCGUCUUUUGUGUGAUCUGCUGGUGUCUCCGAGCUAUACUACUCUACUCUACUAGUGUACUUGCUGGCGCUCUGUAUCACUGUAUGUAUGCCAGUGUCAUGAUGCCACCCCCGAGCAGAGGUGGCGUCAGUAGUAGUACCUGGACUUGAUGUAAUGUAACGUGUCGUGCCUUUGGAAUUCUGUGUUCCACCCGGCA